Messenger RNA from Phycomyces blakesleeanus NRRL 1555(-), 1140 nucleotides. RefSeq lists its product as hypothetical. The record is from RefSeq and is a predicted model, not a curated record. The transcript is spliced from 7 exons. Bases 1 to 1140 code for a protein of 379 amino acids. NCBI's taxonomy places the organism in Eukaryota, Fungi, Mucoromycota, Mucoromycetes, Mucorales, Phycomycetaceae.
AUGUCCUCUACUUCGAAUACUCAUAAUAAGAAGUGCUUUUGUAAUGAAUACAAAAAUAACCAAGAAGGUUACAGUCUAGUUCAAAGACAAACUGCUCAAUGCCAUAACAAAAGAGCAAGAUAUGAAGCCUUCGAAAGAAAUACAUCUGUUCAAAGCAGCUCGAUGGAAGUUGAUAUUGAAACUUUUCUGUUCCAGGAAACAGGCCCCUCAAAAAUAUUGGUCGGUCAGACCAACUCACCUUUUUGGGAAGCCAAUAUUAUGUCUGACAAUGAUGACAUGACUAUUGACAAUGAGGUUAUUGACAAUGCUGAUUAUGACAAUAACACAGACAACAACAAAGAAAAAAGCAAAGAGGUUGAAGAGGUUGAAAAGGUUGAAGAUAAUGUUGAAAUUGAGGUCGAAGAAUUUAAUAAUGAAGACCCUUUUGCCACCCCCAAUAUGUCUGAGAACCUAGUGCACAGGUUUAUUGCUACUUUUGUGAUAAUGUUUGCUUCCCGCUAUGUGGUCAACAAGGGUGCUGUUGUCUUGAUCGAGUUCAUUAACAAGCUCUUAACGAUUUACAAGCAAGAUUUCCAAUUGCCCUUGAGCCUUCCUGGUCUCCAACGCAUGACAGGUUUCUCUACCAUGAACAAAGGCGUUCAGAGAUUCCUUAUGUGUCAGGACUGCCACAAGGUGUAUGAGGAAAGUGCAUUGGCUCCUUCCCAUUGUGACUUCAUAAAGCUUGGUGUGGUAUUUCAGUUUCUUAAGGCUUUCUUCCUUUACUAUAUUUGGUUAUUAGAGUGUAUUUACUGCUUAACUAGUGUUGGUGUUACAAUUAUGACAUCAAGUCAUAAAUCAGCUUUAGGACUUCCUACUAAAUUAGCUCCAUAUCGAUCUGACACAGUUUACCCGGCAUUGUAUCGUCUUGGAUACUUUGAUCUAGUAUGUGGAACGAUCAUUGAUCCCAUGCAUAAUCUUUUCCUGGGAACGGCAAAAAGAAUGAUUGAAAAAUGGAUCAAAGAAAAUGACAUAUCACCAGCGGAUUUGGCCACAAUGCAAAAGAUGUCAGAAUCAAUGGCGCUGCCAGCCAAUUACACAAUUUUGAGAUCCAAAAUUGGAAAGGGUUUCUUGUACAUGAAAGCAGACGAAUGGAAAUCCUGA